This is a messenger RNA of Dicrocoelium dendriticum, 864 nucleotides long. The record is from the annotation of a GenBank genome assembly. NCBI's taxonomy places the organism in Eukaryota, Metazoa, Platyhelminthes, Trematoda, Plagiorchiida, Dicrocoeliidae.
AUUUUUACCACCCGGAAAACCGCAACCAUGAGAUUAUUGUUCGGAGCGUGUUAGAGGGGAUCAAGAAGGAAGCUGAUUCACAUCAACUGGUAAGUGGACUCUUAUAAUUUCUUUAUUCAGCAUCACACUCUGUUCCUAGUUGGAGCACGGCAGUCAAGCAACAAUUAUGACACACAAAGUGAAGUGUAUCCCGUGGGUGCAUGGAGAACUGGUUAUACAACCGAAUCACGAUCUCAUCUUUGAAGGUUCAUUUGACUUACCGUUUUCCUCAAAUAUUUGUCUGACCAACCCUUCGGGGUGUUGGAUGAAAUUCACCAUAGAAACUUCGUCGACUCAUAUGUCGGUGUUUCCAUCUAACGGCGACAUAGCACCAGGUAACAUGGAGGAUUUGCUUGUAAUUCAAAAGCCACUAAAGUCAAUCGGUGCCAUAGAAAACCCCGAUAUAAUUACUGUAUGGGAAGCUUCGUACGUCGAUUUACUUGUGAACAAGAUGUGGAAAAAGAGCACAAAAAUAAAUUGUGUAUAUAUCAAGUCAAAAACUGAGUCUUCCGUCAAUGAUUUCCAACAAACAAGAAAGGAUUUGCAGGAUGUCGAUUGAGUCAAGAGCGUUUGAAGCAUCACAUAGAACCUUCGGAUACAUAAACUUUAAAGAAGGAUCAAGGUUGAACUACUCUGUACCGCUCACCAGCUCUUUUCCAUUUAUGGUUACACUAAACCACUCUGUAAAUUUUUCUCGAAAAUCCCGAAUUUCUAACUGAAUUAACUCGUUUUGUAAAUACCUUGACAGCCGCAAUGUAUAUCACGUUCCAUCGGAUAUGGGCUUUUGGGUAUUCAUAUUGUCCGUCUUUGCAUCUUUGUCCUGGU